Messenger RNA from Coregonus sp. 'balchen', 4724 nucleotides. Lineage: Eukaryota; Metazoa; Chordata; Actinopteri; Salmoniformes; Salmonidae. The record is from the annotation of a GenBank genome assembly.
UGUCCAUGGCCUGACAGACCGGUAUUUGUUUACUUUACUGAGUACAGAGAAGGACGAGAUUUCAAGGGGUUGUCGUGGUAUAGGUAAAACCCGAAAGCAUAAUUUAUGCACCCUUAGUGACCCAGGACAUCGAGCUUGGAAUAAAUAAACGACUUCAUUAACGUUUUUAUAAUAUAGGCUAAACGCAGCUUUUUUGGUUGCGUCUAGGCCUACUUGGAUAAGUGAACUGCUUCAAAUAGCCAAUCCGAAGUGGACGAAGAUCAGUGUUUUCAGCAGUAACCUACAGAUCCAGUGAUCCGUUGUUCUACUUGAGGUUGUGAUAAAAGAACCCACAUAAAAUAUAAUGGCAGCCUCAGCAACUGCCCGGCGAAUGCCGAUGGGUGUGCGGACAUUCAGUGAAUUUCUGGAGAUGGCUGUAGGCUCAAGUCGCUCACCUUGUCACACGGCGGGGUCAAGAGAACAUAUGAGACAAACCAUCAGGUGAGAUGAAUAAAUGUAUAACUUUGAGUGACAGCGUGAACCAAUCAGUGCAGUGCAUGCGCAUUUUGCAUCUCUUUGAAUCCCCUAUGUGGCAGGUUUUUGUUCCAGCCAAGCACUGGUUGAAAUAAUGAAGGUCCACACUGAAGAACAAUACGUGUUGUGCUUCCUGUUAAUCAUCUAAUUUGCAUUUAGGACUAAAACAUUCCCUUUUAUUUUAUUUUACCUUUAUUUAACUAGGCAAGUCAGUUAAGAACAAAUUCUUAUUUACAAUGACAGCCUACACCGGCCAAACCCGGACGAAGCUGGGCCAAUUGUGCGCCGCCCUACAGGACUCCCAAUCAUGGCCGGUUGUGAUACAGCCUGGAAUCGAACCAGGGGGUCUGUAGUGACGCUUCAAGCACAAAGAUGCAGUGCCAAUCACGUCAUAGGCUAUGCAUAUUGUGUUAUCCUUCAUUUUGGUUUCACUUUGUAAGUAGUUGCCUUGCUCUUUGUAAUUCUAUUUCUGACAAAUUCUAUUUAUGAGUGUCACAGUUAUUUGUAGUGAGCACCUGGGGUGUAUUCAUUACGCCGAUUCUGUUGCAAAACGUUUGUCUGUUGCAAAACGUUUUGAAACAGAAACUGUUUACUCCAAACGGAAGACGUUUUGCAACGAAUAUUAGAGUUGCUAUUGGACAAAUUUGGGUAAGUCUCUCCCCGUUUAGUUCCGUUUGCUCGGUUUGCUUCCAUUUGGUUCUUAAACGGUAAACAGUUUCCUUUGCAAGACUUAAUGAACCGAGCACCCCUGGGGUGUAUUCAUUAGCCGAGUUCCGUUGCAAAACGUUUGGUCAGUUGCAAAACGUUUUGCAAUGGAAACCGUUUACUGUUUACUCGUGGUCCUCUGUAGCUCAGCUGGUAGAGCACGGCGCUUGUAACGCCAAGGUAGUGGGUUCGAUCCCCGGGACCACCCAUACACAAAAAAUGUAUGCACGCAUGACUGUAAGUCGCUUUGGAUAAAAGCGUCUGCUAAAUGGCAUAUUAUUAUUAUUAUUAUUACUCUAGGAACCAAACGGGAGCAAACGGGGAGGGACCUACCUUAAUUUGUCCAAUAGAAACUCAAAUUUUCCUUGCAAAACCUUUUCAGUUUGGAGUAAACAGUUUCAGUUGCAAAACGUUUUGCAACAGACAAAGUUUUGCAACGGAAUCCAACUAAUAAAUACACCCCUGACUGAGUGAAGCAGCAAGGCUGUGGGAUUGCAUUACAUAUAGUUUAAUUCACGUGUUUACUCAGAAUAUAGCCUAUUAGUUUGUCCUGAACAUUGCCGGAUAGGAUACUACUGACAACCUUUACCCCUUCUGGCAAUAUGUUAUUUCUUCCCUGACUUUAAUGGCAGGAAGCCUGCCUGGAAAAGGGUGUUUGUUAGAGAUGUGCUAUUUUUAACAUUUCCACUCUUUCUCGCCCUUCCCUAUCAGACACUUGUCAUCAUGCGGUAUUGUAAUGACCAGGACUCCCAGAGUGCUUUGCCACCAGCAGGAUUGGGACAUGAUGACAUCAGUUCCCCACAGCAGAACUUUCAUGGGGUUCACCAAUAAGAGAAAGGAGUACUCAGAGCGGAGGAUACUGGGGUAAGAUGGUACCACACCAUGAAAUAAAAUAUAUUGUAGGACUAUAUUUCCGUAUGUACAGGGUAAACGAGAGCUUGAAUGCAUACAUUUUACAUUUUAGUCAUUUAGCAGACGCUCUUAUCCAGAGCGACUUACAGUUAGUGAGUGCAUACAUAUAUAUAUAUUUUUUUCAUACUGGCCCCCGUGGGAAUCGAACCCACAACCCUGGCGUUGCAAGCGCCAUGCUCUACCAACUGAGCUACACGGGGAUAGAAAGAAGUCAUGGAAAGGUUUCAUAUUAAAGUAAAAAAAAUAGGGCUUUUUCUGUUUUGAAACACAACAUGGAAGUGGAAGGGGUUAUUAAGUUAUUUAAUGUUGUUUUCAAACUCCUCCUACGAUGCUGCUUCAGGUACUCUAUGCUGGAGAUGUAUGAUGUGGUAGCCAACGUGGAUGACUACAAACUCUUUGUCCCCUGGUGUAAGAAGUCCCAGACCAUCAUGAAGAGGGCAGGCCACUCCAAAGCUCAGCUGGAGGUGGGGUUCCCACCCAUCGUAGAGCGAUACACAUCCAUGAUCAGCGUGGUGCGACCACACAUGGUCAAAGUAAGUUCCUCCUGCUUAAUUAAGGAUUGAAAAUUCUGGUAACUUUCCCUAAAUUCCCAGGUUUUCCAGAGAUCUUGGUUGGAGUAUUCCAGAUUUCUUGCUUAUUCCCUCCUGAUUCCAGGAAUCUUCCAACCAGGAUUUCUGGAAAACCUGGGAUUCUUUGGAAAGUUCCCGGAUUUUUGCAACCCUACUUAGUCCCGCUUAAUUGUGGUUUCAUGAAUUAUGAUGAUCAUUGUUUGUUUGGUGAUAGGCAGUGUGCACAGAUGGAACACUUUUCAACCACCUGGAGACAAUAUGGCGCUUCAGUCCUGGCAUCCCUGGUUAUCCCCGCACCUGCACUGUGGACGUUUCGGUGAAUAUGACAGCCCUUGUCUUUAUCUUAUGCUGCCCACCUCUCGUGUAAUCUUGCUCUCUGUUUGUGCGUACACCCUUUGCAUGUGAAUAGACUGACUAAGUUACACUAUAUAUACAAAAGUAUGUGUACACCCCUUCAAAUUAGUGGAUUUGGCUAUUUCAGCCACACCCGUUGCUGACAGGUGUAUAAAAUCGAGCACACAGCCAUGCAAUCUCCAUAGACAAACAUUGGCAGUAGAAUGGCCUUACUGAAGAGCUCAGUGACUUUGAACGUGGCACCGUCAUAGGAUGUCACCUUUCCAACAAGUCAGUUCGUGAAAUUUCUGCCCUGCUAGAGCUGUCCCGGUCAACUGUAAGUGCUGUUAUUAUGAAUUGGAAACAUCUAGGAGUAACAACCUCUCAGCACGAAGUGGUAGGUCACACAAGCUCACAGAACGGGACCAUCGAGUGCUGAAACAUGCAGCGCGUAAAAACGUCUGUCCUCGGUUGCAACACUCACUACCGAGUUCCAAACUGCCUCUGGAAGCAACGUCAGCACAAUAACUGUUCGUCGGGAGCUUCAUGAAAUGGGUUUCCGUCGCCGAGCAGCCGCACAUAAGCCUAAAAUCACCAUGCGCAAUGCCAAGCGUCGGCUGGAGUGGUGUAAAGCUCACCGCCGUUGGACUCUGGAGCAGUGGAAACACGUUCUCUGGAGUGAUUAAUCAUGCUUCACCAUCUGGCAGUCCAAUGGAUGAAUCUGGGUUUGGCGGAUGCCAGGAGAACGCUACCUGCCCGAAUGCAUAUUGCCAACUGUAAAGUUUGGUGGAGGAGGAAUAAUGGUCUGGGGCUGUUCUUUAUGGUUCGGGCUAGGCCCCUUAGUUCCAGGGAAACCUUAACGCUACAGCAUACAAUUACAUUCUAGACGAUUGUGGCAACAGGGGGGAAGGCCCUUUCCUGUUUCAGCAUGACAAUGCCCCUGUGAACAAAGCGAGGUCCAUACAGAAAUGGUUUGUCAAGAUCGGUGUGGAAGAACUUGACUGGCCUGCACAGAGCCCUGACCUCAACCCCAUCGAACACCUUUGGGAUGAAUUGGAAUGCCGACUGCGAGCCAUUCCUAAUCGCCCAACAUCAGUGCCCGACCUCACUGAUGCUCUUGUGGCUGAAUGGAAGCAAGUCCCCACAGCAAUGUUCCAACAUCUAGUGGAAAGCUUGUUAUGGCAGCAAAGGGGGGACCUACUCCAUAUAUGAUUUUGAAAUGAGAAUUUUACUAGCAGGUGUCCACAUACUUUUGGUCAUGUAGUGUAUUUCCUCUUACUUCUCCUUUUUUUCCUUUCUCUGUUUUGUAUGUCUUCUCUGACUGAUAUUCUACCCUCUCCUUCCUUUCUGCCAUACAGAUCUCGUUUGAGUUCCGCUCCUUGCUCCACUCCCAGUUAGCAAGUGUGUUUUUUGACGAGGUGGUAAAGAAGAAUGUGUCUGCCUUUGAGCUUCGGGCCGGCACGCUCUACGGCCCACAGACUUGCGUCCCACGGGAGUUAAUGUUCCAUGAGGUACACCAAACGUGAGGUCCAUCUGCCAUUGUGUGUCCUUGCCCCAAACCAGCCUGCACCUUAACCCUGGCAGUCCCCUGUAUCUCCUAGCUGGAGCAGCAUGACACUACACCAACCAGCCCCCAUCAACCGCCUCCAGUCUCCGUUACCACGAGGCCCAGAUGCCAUUGGCUUGGUCCCA